CCCUCUGUCUAUCCACUCCGGUCUCUCCCCUCAGCUGGCCUGUCUGCCUGCCUGCCUUACUGAGCAAGUCGCUCUGACCAUCCCAGACUCAUUUCAUUCAAAAGAAAACCUACUUCAGAAUGUCUUUUAGGACCUCAACCACCUCCUACAGGAGUUCUUCUGCUCCACGGAACUUCAGCAGCAGCUCAUAUGCUGGACCAGGUGGCGUCACCUCCCGCAAGAGCUUCACUGUCAAGAGCUCUUAUGGAGGUUCUGGUAGUGCAAGAGGAUUUGGAGGAAUCAGCAGCAGCUCUGCCUACAGCUUGAGCUCAAGCAUGGGCGGUGCAGGAGGCAUGGGCAUUGGCACGGGUAUGGGUAUGGGUAUGGGUAUGGGCUUUGGUGGUGGCAUGGUUGCUCAGGCCCCCAUCACUGCCGUGACUGUGAACAAGAGCCUCCUGGCCCCCCUGAACCUUGAGAUUGACCCCACAAUCCAAGCUGUCCGCACCCAAGAGAAAGAGCAGAUCAAGAGCCUCAACAACCGCUUUGCCUCCUUCAUUGACAAGGUCCGCUUCCUGGAGCAGCAGAACAAAAUGCUGGAGACCAAAUGGCAGCUGCUGCAGGGACAGACCACCACCCGCUCUAACAUUGAUGCCAUGUUUGAGGCCUAUAUCGCCAACCUUCGCAGACAGCUGGACAGUCUUGGCAACGACAAGAUGAAGCUGGAAGCAGAUCUGCACAACAUGCAGGGCCUGGUGGAGGACUUCAAGAACAAGUAUGAGGAUGAGAUAAACAAGCGCACCGAGUGUGAGAAUGACUUUGUCCUCAUCAAGAAGGAUGUGGACGAGGCCUACAUGAAUAAGGUCGAGCUGGAGGCCAAACUGGAGAGCCUUACAGAUGAGAUCAACUUCCUCAGGUCGAUCUAUGAGGAGGAACUGCGUGAGCUCCAGAGCCAGAUCAAGGACACCUCAGUCAUUGUGGAGAUGGACAACAGCCGUAAACUGGACAUGGACGCCAUUGUGGCUGAAGUCAGGGCCCAGUAUGAAGAUAUCGCUAACCGCACCCGUGCCGAGGCAGAAACGUGGUACAAGACAAAGUUUGAAGAGAUGCAGACAUCCGCCAGCAGGUAUGGAGAUGACCUGAGAGCAACCAAGACAGAGAUCGCAGACCUCAACCGCAUGAUCCAGAGACUGACAUCAGAGAUUGAUGCCGUCAAGGGACAGCGUGCCAACCUGGAGGCCCAGAUCGCUGAAGCUGAGGAGCGUGGUGAGCUGGCAGUGAAGGAUGCCAAGUCCCGCAUCAAAGACCUGGAAGAUGCACUGCAGAGAGCCAAACAAGACAUGGCACGCCAGAUCAGAGAAUACCAGGACCUGAUGAAUGUCAAGCUGGCUCUCGACAUUGAGAUUGCCACUUACAGGAAGCUGCUGGAGGGAGAGGAGGACAGAUUGGUUAAUGGCAUCAAGGCUAUCAACAUCUCUCAGCAGAGCACAAGUUACGGUGGUUUACCCAUGGACAGUCUGAAGAGCAGCUACUCAAGCAGCUACUCCAGUGGGUUCAGCAGCGGCUACGGUGGUUACGGUGGCGGCUUCAGCAGUGGCAGUGGCAAUGUUGGCGGUUACACCUCCACCACCACCCAGAGCAAGAAGAAUGUCAUUGUCAAGACAAUUGAGACCAAGGAUGGCAGAGUGGUUUCUGAGUCCUCUGAGCUCUAUGAAGAUUGAGCUGUCUAGUUUAGAGGUGUAGCUGCCCGUCUGCUAUGAUCUCCUCUGCCUCUCUGGUAGUUUUGUACUCACAGUUCACCCACUUCAACUAUCGUAAUAAACAAGUCUGAAGUAAAAUGCUUACCAGCCAUUCUCCACCACAUCAUAAACAUGUUUUUCAUGAAGCAAAAAAUGAUCAUAACACUACCAAAGAUCAAAGAUCUAAAAGGGACCAAAGAACUUACGUUGUAUGUUUGAUGUCUGACUCUUUGUACUAAAAAGAAGUAAUUUUGUGUCACAACAAGAAGUUUAAAAAUGGGCAAAUUGCAAGUAGGAAACAAAGUAUGUUUAUCAAGUUCCCAUGAAGUCAACUGCUGUUUCAUACAUGAAGGGCCGUUGUUUCGCACUAUGCGGACAGUGACGUUGUCAAAGGAAUGUGAAUAUAGUGAAUCAGAGCUUCAGUGUCAUUGGUCAACUAAUGUCUUAAAAUUGCCUGCUACAGUAGGUAGUGCAUGUCUUCCCUGUGCGUGUCCUGUAACUGAAGCUGCUCGACCCCUUAGGAGGCUGCCCAUGUCAGAUAUUGUCCUGAGGUGCUGUUUUUGCUACCAAACUGAAUAAAAAUGUGUUUACUGAAA
This is a messenger RNA of Melanotaenia boesemani (Boeseman's rainbowfish), 2311 nucleotides long. RefSeq names its product keratin 8 (gene krt8). Gene Ontology annotation, biological process: keratinization; intermediate filament organization. NCBI's taxonomy places the organism in Eukaryota, Metazoa, Chordata, Actinopteri, Atheriniformes, Melanotaeniidae. Gene Ontology annotation, cellular component: keratin filament. The coding region runs from base 120 to 1697 and encodes 525 amino acids. Gene Ontology annotation, molecular function: structural constituent of skin epidermis. The transcript is spliced from 8 exons. The record is from RefSeq and is a predicted model, not a curated record.